AGCGGCGCUGGCCGGGCUCUUUUGUUCAGGGCGGCGGACGGAGCGCGGCCAGGCCCGGGCCCCCCCCCGACCCCCGAGCGCGCCCCCCGCGCCCCUUCCCUCGGACACCGGCGGCGGGGCUGUGCAAGCAGCCCGGGAAAGCGGAGAAGCUGGCCAGCACAAUGGGAAAGAAGCAGAACAAGAAGAAGGUGGAGGAGGUGCUGGAGGAGGAGGAGGAGGAGUACGUGGUGGAGAAGGUGCUGGACCGGCGCGUGGUCAAGGGCAAGGUGGAAUACCUGCUCAAGUGGAAGGGCUUCUCCGACGAGGACAACACGUGGGAGCCCGAGGAGAACCUGGACUGCCCGGAUCUGAUCGCGGAGUUCCUGCAGUCGCAGAAAACCGCGCACGAGAGCGAGAAAUCCGAGGGCAGCAAGCGCAAGGCCGAGUCUGACACGGAGGACAAGGGCGAGGAGAGCAAACCAAAGAAGAAGAAGGAGGAGUCGGAGAAACCGCGCGGCUUCGCCCGGGGCUUCGAGCCGGAGCGGAUCAUCGGCGCCACGGACUCCAGCGGGGAGCUGAUGUUCCUGAUGAAGUGGAAGAACUCUGACGAGGCCGACCUGGUGCCCGCCAAGGAGGCCAACAUCAAGUGCCCGCAGGUGGUGAUCUCGUUCUACGAGGAGAGGUUGACAUGGCACUCGUACCCCUCAGAGGACGAUGACAAGAAGGAGGACAAGAACUAAGCCCCGCUGGCCCCGCUCCGGGCGGCUCUGGGGGAUUUUUUGGGAAGGAGAUCGGAACUUGAGUGGGCUGUGAGCACAGGAGGGUCUGGGGUGCCCUGCAGAGCCCCCCGGCCGGGCCCUGUGCCCUGCGGCCGCUCCUCUGCUCCCUGCGUGCCCACAGCAGAGCCCGGGGAUGCGGUGUGGGGUGGGGGGUCUGGGGUGGGGAGGGGUCUCGGGGCAGGGGGAGCGGAGGCAAAGCCCCUUCCAUGAAGGACAGGCCGGGCUGGGGCUGGGGCUGGGGCUGGGGUGCAGAUGGACCCUGCUCCCCCCAGAGCCCAUCCACAGCCCGGCCCUGCUCCCAUAGUGUUAACUCUGCAUUUCUAAGGUGUAGCAUGUGUGUAGGUCUUUUGAUUCGGAUUCUUAUUUUCCUUUUUUUUUUUUUACCCUUUGUUACCUUUUUUUUUUUUUUUUUUUUUUUUUUGGCUAUUUCCUGGUGUUCUCCUUUGGGAAGGAAGGGAGGGAUUUUGGGGGGAAUUCAAUCAUUUUUAAUCAAGGAGGGAAAUGAGGUCUGGUGAUGACAUUCCCAGAUCAUUUCCAUACUUUUAGGGCUUUUUUUUUUUCUUUUUUAAAAAAACCUGAAUUCAGUUUUUUUUUUCUAAAAAUAAAACCUGAAUUCAGCAAAGAAAAUCAAUGGAUUAAAAAAAAAACAAACUAAGGGAGAAAGGGAGAAGAUCCCAGAAUUGCUGCCAGACCUGGGGACAGAGACACUGAAACUGUGAAAGUCCAAAAUCUCCGGAGCUGAUCCUCGAGCGAUUUUUAGGGGGAACUUUUGGGGAAAACGGGGAGGGGAUUUUUGGGGCGGGAGGGGAGGAAGGGGAGACUUUGUGAAAAUGCAACUUUGUGAUUCUGUAUCGUCCUGCAGCAGAACUGCCACUCCUGACACGUGCAUUGUAUGGGGGGGAUGGACUUUAACCCUUUAUUGCCUUUUUAACCCUUUUUUUUUUUCCGUUCUAAGGUGCUAUUUCUCCAAAUUAGGGGGAGAAUCCCCCCCAAAAAAAGAGAUUUCCUGAAUUUCUGACCACUCCUUCUUUUUCCCACUCUGGAUUUUCCUGCCCAGCCUGCAGGGAGGGAAUGUGGGAGGGAGAGGAACCGAGAGCAGCACAAGCAGAAAUCCAAUCAGUCCCAAUUUCUCCCCAAAACGGGGCUGGGGCUCCUUUCCCAGAACCUCGGGGGGGUUUGAUUUUUGCAAUCAGAUUUAUUUCCCAAAUCCUGAACUAUUUAAGUGACUCCAGGGGUGGGGAUCUCGACGUGCAUUGUACAAACCUUUUUUAUGAGCAUGUGUUUGGGUUCCUGUGCAAAAAUCCGUGUGCAAAUGUAAAAGUUCGUGUUUGGAUUUUAACUUCAUACCGAGCUCUGUCCAGUUUUUAUUUUGGUUUUUUUUUGUUUUGUUUUGACAUUUUUUUUGUC
Molecule: messenger RNA, 2165 nt
Organism: Zonotrichia leucophrys gambelii
Lineage: Eukaryota; Metazoa; Chordata; Aves; Passeriformes; Passerellidae
Gene: CBX1
Product: chromobox 1
Exons: 5
Coding region: 162-719 (185 amino acids)
Biological process (GO): negative regulation of transcription by RNA polymerase II; chromatin organization
Cellular component (GO): nucleus; pericentric heterochromatin
Molecular function (GO): chromatin binding
Source: RefSeq, a predicted model, not a curated record